AUGGAAGGCAACCGCGACGAAGCAGACAGAUGCAUCGGCAUCGCCCUCAGGGCUAUAGAAACGGGGGACAAGGAGACGGCGGUCAGGUUCCUCACCAAGGCGGAGAAGCUAUAUCCUACAGAUAAGGCGAAAGUGCUGCUCGAGUCUCUCAUGAAGAAUGGCAGCGCAGCUGGGAACGGCCUUCACCGUCGCCAGAGAGCCGAUGGCUUGGAGAACAGCAGGCCCACGGCCGGCAGCGAGAGCAGGGAGGGGGCAGCGGGGGGGGAGGCGGUCCGGAGCUUCAGCCAGGAGCAGGUGGAGGGGGUACAGAGGAUCAAGAAGUGUAAGGACUACUAUGAAGUCCUGGGUGUGAGCAAGGAGGCCAGCGAGGACGAGCUGAAGCGAGCUUACAGGAAGCUGGCACUCAAGUUCCACCCGGACAAGAACCGUGCUCCCGGGUCAACCGAGGCCUUCAAGAAGAUCGGCAAUGCAUAUGCCGUGCUGAGUAACCCGGACAAGCGGCGGCAGUAUGACCUAACGGGGGCCGAGGAACCUGCCGGCGCCGCCCAGGCAAACGGAGGCUUCCACUUUCACAGAGGCUUCGAGGCUGACAUCACCCCUGAGGACCUCUUCAACAUGUUCUUUGGAGGCGGAUUCCCCUCGACGGCAGCCCACACCUUUACCAAUGGCAGAGCGCAGCACAGUCACCGUGGAAACCACACACACCAAGAGAGGCAUGAGAACCGAGGAGACAGCGGCUUCUCGAUGUUUGUCCAGCUGCUGCCCAUCCUGGCACUCAUCCUGGUGUCUGUGCUGAGUCACUUGAUGGUGGUCACCCCCCCGUACAGCCUGCAACCUCGAGUGUCCACAGGACAGACCAUGAGGCGGCAGACUGAGAACCUGCGCAUAGAUUAUUACGUCAGCAAGGACUUCAGCUCCGAGUACAAGGGGCCAGCAGUGCAGGAGGUGGAGAGGGAUGUGGAGGAGGUGUAUGUGACCAACGUCAGGAACAACUGCUGGAAGGAGCGGCAGACCAGACGAGAUUUGCUGUACGCUGCCAGGAUCUACGGGGACGACCGGCUACGUCACAAGGCCGACCUCAUGUCCAUGGACAGCUGCAAAGAGCUGGACAGACUGAAUGAGCUCUUCCGUGGAGGGUAGCCUCACACCCUGACCUCCUGCCACAUGGACCUUUAGAGCAAAUACUGUACAGCAUGGAUGCUUCUCUGAUAAAUAAAAACGGUCCCAGGUCCAAGCGAAGCAGUUAGGGGAGGGCGAUUCUGCUGGUCCCUCCCUGAGAAGAUGGGCCAGACUGCGAGGCAGCAGCCUGCACCGACUCCGGUCUGUCUGGGAAAGAGGCACUUUGCUGCAAAGGCUGCUUCCUCCUGCCUGUAAGAGUGUCGCUUGGCGUGAUGUGAUAGCUCCACCUCCACCGCCCGUCCUGCCCCCACAUCCAUGCUAGUUUCAUGACACCUCUGGUAGGGUUAGCUUCACUGGGACACUUUCAUCCAAGACCAACAGUUAACCACUUAAUGAGAAACUUAAAUGUAAAUAUUUCACUUUUGAAUGUUUCACUUAGGUGAUAGGUAUAUUAAUAUAUAUUUAAAGAGCAGUUGUCUAUGAAAUGAUUAAUAAAUUCAGUAAAACGUGA
Brienomyrus brachyistius is the source of this 1630-nucleotide messenger RNA. RefSeq names its product dnaJ homolog subfamily B member 14-like. Bases 1 to 1140 code for a protein of 379 amino acids. Gene Ontology annotation, biological process: cellular response to misfolded protein. The record is from RefSeq and is a predicted model, not a curated record. Gene Ontology annotation, cellular component: endoplasmic reticulum membrane. Lineage: Eukaryota; Metazoa; Chordata; Actinopteri; Osteoglossiformes; Mormyridae. Gene Ontology annotation, molecular function: Hsp70 protein binding. The transcript is spliced from 8 exons.